UCAUUGCUGUUCUUAUCACUCUGUGUAUACAAGUGCUGAGGAAGCCCCCAGAGCUGAAAUUCAGAAAUUGUAAUGGAUGAUUCUUUCCCGAAAAUCACUGUAAGCGGUAGACCAAUGAGAGAACAGUAGGCUUGUGGAAAGGAAGGGUUUAGAAGAGACUGAAUCUUUUCAGAUGAACAAAUCAUUUCAGAAGGUCCCCGGUUCUCAGUUGAGCCAGGUGUCCUUUUUUGUGUGGAGUUUGCAUUUGCUCCUGGUGUCAGCGUGGGUUUCCUCUGGGUGCUCUGGUUUCCCCCACAAUCUAAAAAAGGCAGUAUAGGUGAAUUGGAGAUGCUUAAUUGUCCAUAGUUGUAAAUACAUGUGUGUUGAGUCCCAAGCCAUGUAAUGGGAGAGUUGGAAAGACCCGGCGAAAAAUCAUCACCAAGAAAAUUCAUGGACAAUCUCUCACGUAUGGCGAGUUUGCCCACAGAAUCACCAAGAGUCGGAUAUGACUGAAAUGGUUAAUGAAUGAAUGGUGAUGAUUGAGCAGUGUAAACAUCACGGCUCAGACCGUUUGUGGUUAUCUUCUUUGCUUUGAUGUUCUGAUGUUUGGCAUGAAGUGCUCACAAAAAUAACUGAAGAAGAAAAAAAUAUUUUUUAUCUUGCACAUUUUUUGAUUAGCACAGCUAACAAAGAGCACUUGGGUUUCCACAAGAAAGACUUUCUUUGCAUUGCUUUGGAAACAUUCUCAACCAGUUGUGAAAUUGGGAAAGCGCAUCCAGAGAAUGAUCAGUGCGGUCCAAGAGAAAGAAAAUCACAGAAGUGAUGCCUCGAUCCCCGAGCACACGAAAGAGAUUCUGUCCCAUGUUGUAGAGAGUGACCUUCUCCUACAGUCUCUCUCUGGAUUUGCACUGGUCGUGAGCUCAGAUGGUGUUAUUUUCUAUGCAUCUUCCACUAUUGUUGACUACCUGGGAUUUCAUCAGACAGACGUGAUGCAUCAGAAGGUCUUUGAUUAUAUCCAUGUGGCGGAGCGACAGGAGUUUCAGAGGCAGCUCCACUGGGCGAUGAACCCUGGCCAGCAAGACACUGUAGUUGAGGAUGUUGUGAUGGGUCAUCUGUAUAGCGCUGAAGAGCCUGACGGUGUUCUUCCUGAACUGUCUCCGUUCCUUACGCGGUGCUUCAUCGCUCGCGUACGCUGCCUGCUGGACAGCACCUCCGGCUUUCUGAACAUGCAGUUUCAGGGCAGCCUGAGGUUCCUGCAGGGUCAGAGGAGGAAGACGGACGCUGGAGCUCUGCUGCCACCCCAGCUUGCUCUGUUUUGUGUGGCUGUUCCUCUAGUACUCCCCUCUGUCACGGAGCUAAAGAUGAAGAGUAUGAUGAUGAAAGGCAAACACAAAAGCUAUGGCAGCAGUGAUAAAAGGCAACGAGUUUCCUGUGGCUCAUUUGACAGUGAAGACGUGCUCAGUGUUAACUGGACAAACACAUCGGGUCAUGAUGGUUCAUGGUCAGCCCUGGCCAACAAAAGGUACAGAGGAGAGGGCUGCAAAACCCAAGAUCAGCCGCUCAACUACUGUGUUUCCCCUCUGGGUGUCUGUAGGUUGCAGACUGUUGAUGCUUCUUGGGACACCCGCUCUCCUGUUGCCUUACGCACGGACUCCAGUGAAAACUACCUGCUACCUGGAAGCUUCUAUAAACAGGGCCAUUCUGGAAAAUUACGAAUUGGUUGCAACACAGAAUUGCAGAAGGUGGGAGGUUAUUGCAUCGAUGGGAAGGUGGAGAGAAGGUGCAUGAUGCAGAAUGAAUGUUUUAAUAUGCUUCCUGAAGUGGCAAUUAAGACCGAACAAGAUUCUGACUCUGAAAAUGGGUGUAACCCAUACGGGACGCUCUGGCGCCCUGAAUAUGCACAGGUGAAAACCGAGGCUGAUUACAAUGAAUAUUGUACUUCAUAUCAAAAUGGCAAGGCUGCCAUCAGUGCUCCUAUCAAUGGACACAAGUAUCUGUGUGCAGGAGUCAGCAGACCUCUUAAGUGUGUCCUGAACAAAGACCUGAAUCACUCUGACGUGCCGAUCGGCAGUCAGGACACACAUGCAUUUGCAAAUGCCUCCACGGAUCAUAAAAGCUACAUGCAGCAUGAUAUCCGGCUGACUUAUGAGUUCAGGAGUCGCAACCUGCUGCACACGAUAAAACGGGAACCCGACGACUCUCCACCUUGGUGUCAUGAUGUUAGUCAAGAGCAUGUGCAACAAAAUAUUACUUCAACUUGCACUGUGAAUGCUAGUCUACACAAAGCAAACCCAUAUGUUUACAUGCAGUGAUCAAGUCAACAUUGCUUAUCAGUUACAGUGCUUGCAAGGUGUAUAGAUAUCUUUUUUUCUAUUUUUUUUUUCUUAUCCACAGAUUUCUGCUAUUCAUUCAGUCCAAACUGCUUAACUUUUUGUAGAUCAUUUCAGUCUUUGGUGCAGGCAUGAGUUUUAUUCUUAUCCAAAACCCAAUAAUAACCAACUGUAGAACCGCAGAACCAUACGUAACAGCAGUGCCAGGCCAGCAGUCUCAGAUCGGUGAUUUUUGUUCAAUAAUAUUUUUUAAUUAUUAUUUAAAAUUGAGGAUAUUUUAUGAUACUAUGCAAUAUUUAUACAAUUUUUAUUAGCUAUUUUUCCCCAUUGAAAAUAAUACACAAUUGUUUUCUAAUAUAUUUUUAAAUUAUUUUUUCAAUUAAAGCAGUAUUCCAUGUUAAAUAGAGACAAGGCAUUUAAAAUCCAAUUUUUUGAAGGUAGAUUAGUGCCAUCUGGUGGGAGUAAAAAAGAAAAACUUGUGUAAUGUCAUGGUGUAACCAGUAGAUUCCUAUAGUUUUAUAUAAAGUGGCUUAUAAAUUCUCUAAUGGUUUUUAGUCAUAAAUACUUAUUUUUAAGUAUUUUUUUUUUUUAUGUUGAUUUGAAGUGUCUGUUUUUGCAUUAAUUUUACUACAAUCGACCCUGAACACAGAGGAGGACAUUUUGCUCAUCACAAUUAAAUAAAAAUGUAACAAAAAUGAACAGGUGUGUUUUAUUACAGCUUAAUAAAUCUGGGUCUGAUCUGAUCUUUCAACCUCUUAUUUGAGUCUUUUGGCUCAAUUUUACCAUAUUGUUACAGCCACACCAGUUCAUUUGUGUGUGUGUGUAAGUGUGUGUAAGUGUGUGUAAGUGUGUUCGAGUAGGUGUGUCUGUUUUGUACUCUUUUAUAGCCUCUUCCUUCCUUGCUUUUUUUUUUUUUUUUUGAAAGAAUGUUUUGCAUUUAAAAUCUACCCGCAGGGAUGAUGUCAUUGUCAUAUUUGCAUGCCAAACUGUGAUUUCUCACCAGAAAUCAAGACAAGUGUCAUGACAACAACAAAGCAGCUCUAUAGCAGCAUUUUAUUAAUACAAAAUCCUGAACCUAAACCUGUUCUUUUUCUGCUUUGCAAGCACUGGUAUUUCCCUCAGGACAUACAAAACUAGUUAGAAAAGUUAUUAGACAAUUUAACCAGAUUGUUUAAUCAAAUAAAAUACUUGGGUUGUCUUCAGAUACAUUUUUGAGAAGAUGUUUUGAAUUUUGUCACUUUUAGGUACAGAUUUUGGACUUACAUAUGUCAUAUUCAUGUGGUAAAAGUGUGUACAGACAAAUAAAGAUCAUAUUGCAUUUUA
Ctenopharyngodon idella (grass carp) is the source of this 3632-nucleotide messenger RNA. It is a transcript of the gene ahrrb, whose product is annotated as aryl-hydrocarbon receptor repressor b. Gene Ontology annotation, cellular component: nucleus; aryl hydrocarbon receptor complex. The coding region runs from base 762 to 2291 and encodes 509 amino acids. Gene Ontology annotation, biological process: regulation of transcription by RNA polymerase II. Gene Ontology annotation, molecular function: transcription cis-regulatory region binding; nuclear receptor activity; protein dimerization activity. NCBI's taxonomy places the organism in Eukaryota, Metazoa, Chordata, Actinopteri, Cypriniformes, Xenocyprididae. The record is from RefSeq and is a predicted model, not a curated record. The transcript is spliced from 7 exons.